GCGCAGGUUGCUAUGACUGCGAAGUAAAUUUUAGAAGGCAAGAGAGGGAGUCCAUUUUGCACUUUUCGAAGCAUCAAAACAUUGCCAUUUUCGUUAGAAAUUGUGGAUUUUCGAUAACAAAUGCAGUUAAUGUAAUUAACUAAGUUGCCCAAGAUGUCGAUGACUCAAACGAUUCGGAAAGGGCAGGCGAAUCCGUCCCGUACUCAUGAUUAUUUAUAUGAUCCUCUGUUUAGCCUAUCCAGUGACAGAGACCAUGCAAGGGCAACAUUUAAAGCCCAUACCAGCACGGACAGGGUUCGAAGGGUACCUGAACACAACACCAUGUUCAGUGCUCUACGGCAUUUCCCAAGAUUCAGUAUGAGACUGGAUGCAACUGACCCUGUUCCUAAAUUCAUAUCUCGUCAAUGGAGAGGAUAUGGUGAUCAAGCCAGAGAAGCUCUUGUUAGAUACACCACGUUCAACUAUGACCCAAAUGUUCAAGUUCCUCAAGAACAAUUUUCUGAUGCCCAAGUAGCUGGUCAAAAUAGGUACAAAUAUUUCAGACGACCAAUUAUUCCAUUUUUACAACAAGUACCUCCUGAAGUUGUCCUGCAAACCACAAAAGUUGAUCCUCUAUCUGCACCCGAUGAAGCUAUGGCACGUCCACCGACACCACUGACAAGAACCGUAGAAAUACAGACAGAUUACAGAGAUAGUGAAGCACAGACAGAUCCAUAUACUCCGGAAUACGUAGUAAGACCUGGGUCUCAGCCUGAGUUGCUUACACUUGCUACGCUGUCACAUGGACAUGGUUUACCAGCUGGGUUAGCUGAAGUGGAGAUGAUUGAAAGGGCUAGAGCUAAGAGAGCAUGGGAAGCAACAUUACCAGCCUUAAGUGAUACAAAUCAGUUGGAUAAACGCAGAAAAAUGAUGGAUGAGAUGGAACGAAAAGAAUGGGAAUUACGAGAACAAGAGAUUGAAAAAUUACAAGAAGCUAGACUAGAAGUCUUGAUGCAAAUCUUGAAAGAAAGAGAAGAAAACCACCAAGAAUUGAACGCUAAGAGACUGGACAAAUUAUGGUCCAAAAAACAACAAGAAAGAGAAGACAGGGUGAAAAGAAUUCGUAAUGAACAUAUCAAAACUAUUCGUAAACUGACUGAAACACGGCGUAAAGUAGAAGGAAAGUUGGAACGGCGAAAUAUUACUCAGAAUUAUUCUAACUUUGGAAGUCAAGUGUAUGCACCAAUGACAAGGUUAGGUGUCUUUCUAGACAGAGGAUCAGAACAGUUUCUUGUCAAGAGUAAAUACCUCAGUACAUACCAAGGACUAAUGGAGCUGGAGAACUCGCUGCCAGACUACGUCACCCAACCCAGGAUACAAGCACCUAAACCCAAAAGUGCUGGAAAAAGUGGAUUUGUAAAGCGUGCACAGCGUAGAGGAAAAGAGCUAACUGAAAUCCACAGUGUUAUAAAGGAUGCCAGAACGAAAGCCUUAGAACCACCCAAACCACUACGAUUUCUACAAAAGAUUGAGAAGCCGGUACCCAGACCACCAACACCAUCGGUUGAAGUUCCAGAUCAAAUGGAAGAAGAGAGAGAAUUGUCUAUUAUUCUUUUACAGCAAGUUAUUCGUGGUAGAGCAAUACAAAAUAUGAUGUUUGAAGGUAAAGAGAAGCGUUUAGAAUUAAUACGAGAAUUGAGAAGUACGCAUGCCUUGCAAAAUGCUGAACAGCAGAUGAAGAAACAAGAUAAACAAGCUACACUAAAUCUACAGAGACAGAGAAGAUUGCAUGAGCAUAAGGAAUCCUAUGUUGAGGAAGCAAUGGCUCAACUGGAAGGAGCUGCCAAUGGUGACAUGUUGGAUUUCCUUAGCAAGGAGCUCAUCCGGUUACAGGAAGAACGUCGUAUCCAUGCAUUCUCCAUGCUGGCUGAAAGGAAAAGACGUAUCCGUGAAGCAGAGGAAUCUGGAAGAAGGCAACUUGAGGAACGAAGAAGGAGGGAAGAGGAUGAAAUCUUCAAACAGGUGGUCAAGGUUCAUCAGAAUUCUGUGGACACCUAUUUAGAAGAUAUCAUUUUACAGGCUGUGGAUUUCACAGCUGAUGAGCAAGCCAGAGGUGAAAUACAAGCACAGGCUGAAAAGAUUAAUGAUAUUGCAUAUGAUAUGGAAGAUAGGCGUACUAAACUUGAAUCUGAAGAAAUAGUAUCUGAAUUAGUCCAUGGCUUCUUGAUACCAGAAGUACGGAAACAGACGAUAAAAGAGAAAGUAAAACGUCAACAACGUAAACAUCUGCUUGCUGCACACAAGAUAAUCCAUGAUGAAGGAGAAGGAACCAUGGAGAUGCAUCCCAAGCCAGCAACACCAGUACCAACUAAAGAACAAACACCUCCUUCAACACCAGUAGCAGAAUCAAGACCAACAUCGUCAAGAUCAAAAUCUGCAGCAUCCCGUCUUACAUCUGGUGCUUCUAAAGCCAGUUCCAGAAAGGCUUCAGCACAAGGCGAUGCUGAACCAGAUGCUCAAGGAUCAAGACCAGGAUCUAAAUCAGCAUCUCAUGCAAGUUCUAAACCAGCAUCACAAGCAGGAUCCAGACCUGGUUCAAGUGGAUCCAGAAAGAGUGAUAGAGGAACACCAGUGACAUCUAAGCCUGCAUCCCGUAGGAGUUCUGCUGCUUCUGUUAAGAGUGACAGAGCUGGAUCUCCUAAGGUUGACAAACCAUCAUCAGUUGCAAAAGAAUCACCAAGAGCUUCUCCAGCAAAAGAUGAACCUGAAAAACCUGCAUCACCGGUAAAAGAAAAGACACCAGAACUAGCUGUUGAAAGUGAGAAAGCAGAAACUACUGAAGAACCAGAAGAUAAAACUGGAGAAGUGAUGUUGCCAACUGAAGAAGCUACAGAAGAAAAGGCAGACACUGAAAAACUCAGUUCUCGAUCAGGAAGUGCUAAAACAGAAGAUACAGGAACACAAGAUUAA
Molecule: messenger RNA, 2949 nt
Organism: Saccoglossus kowalevskii
Lineage: Eukaryota; Metazoa; Hemichordata; Enteropneusta; Harrimaniidae
Product: cilia- and flagella-associated protein 91-like
Source: RefSeq, a predicted model, not a curated record